AUGCUCAUUGAGUUUUAUUUUCCAGCAGCAGUCUGUCCGAGACGACCACAGACAUCAUCUGUGUCUGUCCGAGACGACCACAGACAUCAUCUGUGUGUGUCCGAGACGACCACAGACAUCAUCUGUGUGUGUCCGAGACGACCACAGACAUCAUCUGUGUCUGUCCGAGACGACCACAGACAUCAUCUGUGUCUGUCCGAGACGACCACAGACAUCAUCUGUGUCUGUCCGAGACGACCACAGACAUCAUCUGUGUGUGUCCGAGACGACCACAGACUCAUCUGUGUGUGUCCGAGACGACCACAGACAUCAUCUGUGUGUGUCCGAGACGACCACAGACAUCAUCUGUGUGUGUCCGAGACGACCACAGACAUCAUCUGUGUGUGUCCGAGACGACCACAGACAUCAUCUGUGUGUGUCCGAGACGACCACAGACAUCAUCUGUGUCUGUCCGAGACGACCACAGACAUCAUCUGUGUCUGUCCGAGACGACCACAGACAUCAUCUGUGUCUGUCCGAGACGACCACAGACAUCAUCUGUGUGUGUCCGAGACGACCACAGACAUCAUCUGUGUGUGUCCGAGACGACCACAGACAUCAUCUGUGUGUGUCCGAGACGACCACAGACAUCAUCUGUGUGUGUCCGAGACGACCACAGACAUCAUCUGUGUGUGUCCGAGACGACCACAGACAUCAUCUGUGUGUGUCCGAGACGACCACAGACAUCAUCUGUGUCUGUCCGAGACGACCACAGACAUCAUCUGUGUCUGUCCGAGACGACCACAGACAUCAUCUGUGUGUGUCCGAGACGACCACAGACAUCAUCUGUGUGUGUCCGAGACGACCACAGACAUCAUCUGUGUGUGUCCGAGACGACCACAGACAUCAUCUGUGUGUGUCCGAGACGACCACAGACAUCAUCUGUGUCUGUCCGAGACGACCACAGACAUCAUCUGUGUGUGUCCGAGACGACCACAGACAUCAUCUGUGUGUGUCCGAGACGACCACAGACAUCAUCUGUGUGUGUCCGAGACGACCACAGACAUCAUCUGUGUGUGUCCGAGACGACCACAGACAUCAUCUGUGUGUGUCCGAGACGACCACAGACAUCAUCUGUGUGUGUCCGAGACGACCACAGACAUCAUCUGUGUGUGUCCGAGACGACCACAGACAUCAUCUGUGUCUGUCCGAGACGACCACAGACAUCAUCUGUGUCUGUCCGAGACGACCACAGACAUCAUCUGUGUCUGUCCGAGACGACCACAGACAUCAUCUGUGUCUGUCCGAGACGACCACAGACAUCAUCUGUGUCUGUCCGAGACGACCACAGACAUCAUCUGUGUGUGUCCGAGACGACCACAGACAUCAUCUGUGUGUGUCCGAGACGACCACAGACAUCAUCUGUGUCUGUCCGAGACGACCACAGACAUCAUCUGUGUGUGUCCGAGACGACCACAGACAUCAUCUGUGUCUGUCCGAGACGACCACAGACAUCAUCUGUGUGUGUCCGAGACGACCACAGACAUCAUCUGUGUCUGUCCGAGACGACCACAGACAUCAUCUGUGUGUGUCCGAGACGACCACAGACAUCAUCUGUGUCUGUCCGAGACGACCACAGACAUCAUCUGUGUGUGUCCGAGACGACCACAGACAUCAUCUGUGUCUGUCCGAGACGACCACAGACAUCAUCUGUGUGUGUCCGAGACGACCACAGACAUCAUCUGUGUCUGUCCGAGACGACCACAGACAUCAUCUGUGUCUGUCCGAGACGACCACAGACAUCUGUGUCUGUCCGAGACGACCACAGACAUCUGUUUGUGUAUUUGUGGGAUAUGA
Molecule: messenger RNA, 1836 nt
Organism: Knipowitschia caucasica
Lineage: Eukaryota; Metazoa; Chordata; Actinopteri; Gobiiformes; Gobiidae
Source: the annotation of a GenBank genome assembly